UCCAUUUCACCCGACAGUCGCGUCAGCUCGCUCUUCUUCCCCACCGGCUCUUGAAAAUUCCUGUGGCGGAGGUUCCUGGCGUGGCCGGUAGAGAGGGAUGGAAGACAGCCACUGCAGGGAAAACCCAGAAACCUGAGCAGAACAGGGAGAGAGAGACGGAGAGAGGGAGAAACGUACAUAUACACAUUCACACGGAGGCAGAGACCGCAAAGCCUUGGAUUGAAGCGGCCAUUACGGCUGGGAAGCAUGCUGGGAGAUCAGGCGGCUCGCCUCGGAUCCACAGGACGCCGACACAGCCUGGGAUAGGAAGCCAGAGGAGCCCGGAUACGGUUUCGCCUGGAGCUCCGCCGAUUUUGGGGACGGAAACAGACACACUCCCCCCCCCCUUCUAGGGACAGUCAGCUGGGGUGUGGAGGAUUGAUUCCCUCAUAGACACACGGGAGGCACAAAAAAGCAGCAGUCGCCGGGUGGAAGCCGAUAUUCAAGGGGGGACUGGUCGCAGACAAACACACCGAGUGAUGCCACUGUGUGUUCCCGCACACACCCGCACACCGCGUAUCCCCCCAAGGAUUAUCUAACCCUGCUUGGAAGUGAGCUAGGAGGCGUUUAGUGUGCGUCAAUGCAUCGGAUUCAUUAGUUUCACGCAAGGUGCUGUUGAAUUGGACGCCGAAGAGAGGAAGGAGCCGGAGCUGGGGGCUCAUCGCACAGCAGAGCGGGCCGGGUCACUGCGGUAGUCUGCAGGCCGACCCCUCUCCACUCCCAGGCCGGCUUGCAGAGCCACCAUGGCCGGGUUCAUACCAGGACUACUGCCGACAAACCAUUCGCAGGAGAAGGAAUUCGCCCAGGCGUACGAGGAUGUGCUGGAGAGAUAUAAAGAUGAGCGGGACCGGGUGCAGAAGAAAACCUUCACUAAGUGGGUCAACAAACAUCUCAUCAAGGUGAGGAAGCACAUCACAGACCUCUACGAGGACCUGAGGGAUGGACACAACCUGAUUUCCUUGCUGGAGGUCCUCUCUGGAGUCACCCUGCCCAGAGAAAAGGGACGCAUGAGAUUUCACCGACUGCAGAAUGUCCAAAUAGCGCUGGACUUCCUCAAACAGAGACAGGUCAAACUUGUGAACAUCAGGAAUGAUGACAUCACCGAUGGGAACCCCAAACUGACGCUAGGCCUCAUCUGGACCAUCAUCCUUCACUUCCAGAUUUCAGAGAUCUACGUGAGCGGCGAGUCGGGCGACCUCACGGCCAAAGAGAAGCUGUUGCUAUGGAGCCAGCAGGCGAUAGAAGGCUACCCCGGCCUCCGCUGCACCAACUUCACCUCAUCCUGGAGCGACGGACGCAUGUUCAAUGCUCUGUUGCACAGAUACAGGCCAGACCUAAUCGACAUGGAGGCGUUGUCGCGGCAGAGUAACCGGGAGAACCUCGAGCAGGCCUUUGAAAUCGCCGAGUCGCUAGGGGUGACCAGUCUGCUGGACGCUGAGGACGUUGAUGUUCCAUCUCCAGACGAGAAGUCGGUCAUCACCUACGUCUCCUCCAUCUAUGAUGCCUUUCCCAAAAUCCCUGAGGGAGGAGAGGGCAUCGCCGCACAGGAGGUGGACCAGCGCUGGUCAGAAUACCAGUCCAGGUUCUUCUCUCUGCUCCAGUGGAGCCGCCAGCAUACGGCCCUCAUGGCCAACAAGAACUUCCCACAAAACCCUGUGGAACUCAAGGCACUUUACAACGAAUACGUCCAUUUUAAAGAGACGGAGAUCCCCGCCAAGGAGACCGAGAAAGGUCACAUCGAACACCUCUACAAACUGCUGGAGGUGUGGAUAGAGUUCGGUCGUAUCAAGCUCCCUCAGGGCCUCCAUCCCAACGACCUCGAGGAGGAGUGGGGCAAACUCAUCCUGGAAAUGCUGGAGAGAGAGAAGGCUCUCCGGCCGGCUGUGGAGAGGCUAGAACUGCUGCUUCAGAGGGCUAAUAAGAUCCAGAACAUGGCUCUGGACUGUGAGGAGAAGCUCACCCUUGCUAGGAACACACUCCAGGCUGACAUGUCUCGACUGGAGAGCGGCGAUGCAGUGCAGUGUGAGAGGGAGCUGGCGUGCUACCUGCAGGACUGCGAGUCCCUGAUCAGACAACUCAACCAGGAGCUCAAAGUCCUCCGGGAUGAGAAGUACUACCAGGUGGAGCAGAUGGUGUUCAGAGUGUCUUGCCUUCAAGAGGAGCUGGUCUCCCUCAGACUGCAGUGCUCCAGCGUCUACAGAAAAGGCCACUUCUCCCAGGCCCUGGGUACCACCGGGGCAGAGCACCCCAGCCAGAGAGCCUCGGACGGCGGCCUGACGCUGGGCCAGACCCUGCUGGGGGCCGUAGGGGCCGUGGGUGCAGUCGGAGCCGCGCUCCUGCGGCGGCCCACGGCUCGCUCCCAGCUGGUGGCCAUGUCGUCAUCGGAGGACGAAGGGAGCCUGAGGUUCAUCUACGAGCUGCUCGGAUGGGUGGAGGAGACGCAGGACCUUUUGGAGCGCGCUGAAUGGGGCGCUGACCUCCCCUCUGUCGAAAACAACCUCCAGGAGCACAACGCCGUACACACCGCGGUCGAGGAGCUGAUGAGCAGCCUGCAGGAGGCACGCAGCUACGAGGCUAAAGUAUCUCCAAACUUCAAGAGCAGUUACUCUGAAACCCUGGCCAAGCUGGAGCACCAAUACUGCAAACUACUGGAACAUUCGUCAUGGCGCCUGCGGAGCUUGGAGAGCCUGUAUGCGUUCGUGUCUCACUGCACCGAGGAGCUGAUCUGGCUCAACGAGAGGGAGGAGGAGGAGAUCGCCUUCGACUGGAGCGACAACAACGCCGGCAUGAACGCCAAGAGAGACUUAUACAGCGAAAUGAGGUUAGAGCUGGAUGAAAAACAAGAUGUGAUGCGGUCGCUCCAGGAAACGGCCAACCGCCUGUGUCUGGAGAACCAUCCAGCCAAACAGACUGUGGAGGCGUACAGCGCUGCCCUCCAGACUCAGUGGCAAUGGGUGAACCAGCUCUGUGUGUGUGUGGAGCAGCAUCUCAAGGACAACACGGCAUACUUCCAGUUCAUGAGUGAUGCUCGGGACUGUGAGUCGUACCUGCGCCAGCUCCAGGAAACCAUCAAAAGACAGUACACCUGUGACAAGAACAGCCGACUGAGCAAACUGGAGGACCUGCUGCAGGACUCAAUGGAGGAGAAGGAGCAGCUGAUCGAGUACCGGAGCACGGUGGCGAGCCUGGUGGGCCGGGCCAAGGCGGUGGUGCAGCUCCGCCCCCGCAACGCAGAGAGCACCCUGGGAGCCACGACGCCCAUCAGAGCCAUCUGCGACUACAGACAGAUAGAGAUCACGAUAACCCGCGGCGAGGAGUGUGUGCUGGAGGACAACUCUCAGAGGACCAAGUGGAAGGUGAUCAGCACGACGGGGAACGAGGCCAUGGUCCCCUCGGUGUGUUUCACCGUCCCACCUCCCAACCAGGAGGCCAUCGACACAGCCAGCAGGGCAGAGCAGCUGUACCAGAAGGUCAUGUCUCUGUGGCAUCAGCUGCACGUGAACAUGAAGAGUGUGGUGUCCUGGCACUACCUGCUCAAAGACAUCAGGACCGUCUCCGGAUGGAACCUGGACACGGUUCGCGGUCUGGCCCCGGCAGAGCGGCAGCAGGUCCUGGAUCACCUGGAGUCCCAGCUGGCCGACUUCCUGUCCGACAGUAAAGAGAGCGCCGUGUUCACGGCAGGUGAGAGACGAGAGCUGGAGAAGGACGUCCAGCAGGCCCAGCAGCACUGCGAGGACCUGCUGCUCAACAUGGAGACAGUGGAGAAGGACGAGUCGGUCUCCCGUUCGUACCUGUCGGAGCUGCAGAACAUCAACCUUCGUCUAAAUGAGGCCGAGCAGAGGCUAAUGAGGGGGAUUCAGACUCCGCCCCCCAGCCGGCUGUUAGGUGACAGCGCUGACUACACGGUCCAGAUAUCGGAGCAGGAGAAGCUGCAGUCGGAGCUGGACGCCGUGCGCUCCAGCCUGGGCGACGUGUCUCGUCGCUGCGUCGGUUUCUUCGAGGAGAAGCCGACGUCCUCCAGCGUUCCUGUCCUCCGGUCUGAACUCAACCAGGCCGUGGAGAAGACAGACAAACUCCACAACAUCUCCACUGUCUACCUAGAAAAGUUAAAAACGGUGGACAUCCUGAUGCGUAGCCUGGAUGAAGCGGAGAGCCAGGUCAGGAAGAACGAGAGCAGGCUAAGUGAAGAGGACAUUGUUCCGGCUGACACGGCGUCCAUUCAGAACCUCAGCGAUCAACUAGGGAGGUGGCAGGCCGAGCUUGUCGAGCAGGAGGGCGUCUUCCAGGCUCUGCGGUCGGAGUUGGAUCGAGCCAAAGAGGCCGGCACCCAGCUCAGCAGGCUCCACCCAGACCGCAGCCCUGAGCUGGAGCGCUACCAGGAGAGAGCCAAUCAGAUGUCAGAGAGGUGGAGCGGAGUCAAGAGACAGAUGGAGACACGACGGACUGAUCUAGACGCUCUGGGCUCGGCCCUGCAGCAGUACAGAGACGGUCAUUCGGCUCUAAUCAGCUGGAUCGAAGAAACAACAGAGAGACAAGAGAACACACAACCCGGACAGAUGGACAGCAAAGCGCUGUCGGAACAACUGGCCCAGCAGACGGCAUUAGUAGCAGAGAUUGAACAGAAUCAGGCCAAACUAGACGAGUGCCAGACUCACUCCAAAGUGUACUGCACCUCGGUAAAGGACUAUGAACUGCAGCUGAUGACCUACAGAGCCUUCGUAGAAUCCAUGCACAAGUCGCCUGUUAAGAGGAGGAGGAUGCACUCUUCCUCUGACGCCAUCACUCAGGAGUUCAUGGACUUGCGCACACGCUACACAGCCUUGGUCACCUUGACAACCCAACACGUGAAGUACAUCAGCGAUGCACUGAGAAGACUAGAAGAAGAAGAGAAAGAGGUGGAGGAGGAGAAGCAAGCCAGAGUGGGGCAGGUUUCAGACCUGUUGGGCUGGGUCAAAGGCCUCCAGGGACGGACUGGGGGCCCCAACGCCGAGUCCUCACUUGCUGCUCAACAGGCCAUCAGUGAACAGCUGGCAGCCAAGAAAGACGAAGUGGCUGAAGCCAUCAGGAGCACUCAGGUCUUCCUGCUAUCCAAACAGGCCAGCAAGUUGUCCCCAGAGGAGCGUGCUCAUGUCGAGGCUCAGCUAGACCAGCUGACGGCCACCUACAACCAGCUGUGUGAAAGCUCCACCCAGCAGCUACAGCAGCUGGAGCAGCAACUGGCCAAAGAGGAAGAAAGAAAGAACCAAAUUGCCAUUGCUGGAGUAAUUGACCUCGGAACAGUGGAAACAUUCCCAGUGUUCAAAGCAGCCCAACGUGGUCUUAUUGACCAGGACACCUGCCAUGUACUACUGGAGGCCCAGAUCAUUAUGGGUGGGCUCCUCCAGCCUGACUCCCCUCUCAAUCUUUCACUGGAACAAGGUCUAGCUCAAGGCCUUAUUGACACCCACACCAGACAGUCCCUUUCUGAGCUAGAGAAGGCCUUGCUUUUGGUGGAAAAUGCCAAGUCUACAAGUGACCAACAACAGAAUGUGUUGCCAGUAGCUGCGGCCAUGGAGCUCGGGCUGAUAAGAGAAGAGUUGGGACUUCGAAUUUUAGAAAUCCAGAUGAACACUGGAGGCCUGAGGAGCUCAAUGGGAAAAAAAUUGAGUUUAGAGCAAGCAGAUGACAAGAGACUUUUGACUCCAAGAACCCUCACCAAACUCCAGUCAAGGCAACAACAAAAAGAACUGAUCGAUCCAAACACAGCUGAAAAAUUAAACCUAAAUGAGCUACAAGAGCGCUGUGUCCUUGACGAUGACUCCGGCCUACUUCUCCUCCCUGUCAAACAGCAACCUGGAGGAACUGUCUGCCUCCGGUCUGGAAGAAAAGUUGGCAUAUUCCGCGCAGUCCAGGAAGGUCUGAUUGAUCGGAAAGUGACUGUACGACUUCUUGAAGCUCAGCUCUUUGCUGGUGGUAUUGCUGACCCACGGUCUGGCCACCGGUUGACAGUCGAUGAGGCUGUUCGUCAUGGGCUUAUGGACCAGGAUCUAGCCUGUGCCAUGUUAGCGCGACAGCUGCAAAAUGGGGGAAUUCUAGACCCUUUCAGUGGAGAACGCUUGGAUUUGGAAGAGAGCCUACGCAGGGAUCUUCUCUCUCCUCUAAUGGCUCUGUUGGUCCUUGAGUCGCUUUGGGGUUUCAUGGGAAUACUGUGGCCUGAAUCCGGAGAACUCCUGCCUAUUGUUGAGGCUCUUCAACAAGGAGUUAUCUCAGGUGAGCUUUCAAGGAACAUCCUAAAGCAGCGACAUGCCAUUGGGGCUUUGUACAACCCAGAAACCCUCCAGGUGCUUCCCCUAAGCCAGGCUGCUGAAGAGACCCUUGAGCCCAGUGUUGUCAGGUUUCUCAAGAACACCCACAUCCCAGAUGUUCUUUCCAGCAUGAACCAGUCAGGUACCCCAUCUCUAAACCGCUUGAGUUGGAGUUCCACCAGCUCCUCUCCACCUCCAUCCUCUCCAUCACCUUCAUCAUCUCCCGCAGGCCUUGUUUGGGAUACCACACCAACACAUGGAAUGGAUCCUGAAGAGCAAGCAAAACACAAGCUGCUGUUUCACCUCAUGACUCACAGCUAUGUGGAUGCUCGUUCUGGAAAAAGACUGGUGCUGCUCGACCCUGAGUUGUUGGAGUUGGUCAAAGCUACUGAACUGAUUGCUGGAGCUUCUAGAAGUCAAAUUGAGCCACAAAGCAGUUUGACCACAGAUGAGCAGGGGAAGUUGCAAUUGGUGACAGAGUUUAGUUUGGCAGAUAUAGGGACGAGUGACACACAAACUGAGGUUGAAGAAGAAAGUUCCGAUGUAGUUACACCAAGCAAAGAAGUUAAGAGGAAUGGUACAGGUAGUCUAGAAGAAAGGUAUGAUGGAGAAAAUGACAACAAGCUGCUGCACAAACCAUCAGUAACACCAGAGAGUGAUUCAGCCUUUGAAGCUAACAAAGAAAUUGGUGUAGAGAAAUAUGCAAAAGAAAAAGCUCAAAAGAAAGAAAUAACUGAUCAUGAAAGUUUAAAAGCUUCGGCUAAAAAUCUUGAAGCCCCAAAGGAGCUGGUGGCAACUGAAUUCAAACCCAGGGAUACUGGUGGCCAGCAGGGGACUACAAGUACAAACACAACAGAAGAAAGGGAAACAGCUAUGAAACCUCUCAAAUCCAUCCCACUGGGAGCAAAAGCAACUGAAAAGGUUAAAUCGAAACAAUCUGAUGAUAGGAAACAUAUAAAGCAUUCCAAGACUGAGUUAGAAUUGACCCAACAAAAGAUGCCUAUGACAGAGAAUGACUCAAAGCAUGCUAAACCUCAGAUUGAUAUCCAUGAUUCAGCAGUGGAGAAGGAAUGGGAAGAUAAUGAAUUGGCAAAGUUAGUCCUAGAACUCAAACAGGGAGGAUUGAUGACAGAGGAAGGGGAAAAGCUGCUCCCAGAUGAGGCAGUAGCCCAAGGAGUCCUUCCUGGCCAUACAGCAGUUAAAUUAAUGGCUCAGGCUGGUCUGUUUGGGGGUUUCCUAGAUGCGAGCAGCGGUGAGUCACUAAGCAUGGAGGAUGUUAUGCAGGAGGGUUUACUAGAUGAGGAUCUAAUGUGGAGUGUCCUGAAGUCAGAUAAAACACUUGCAGGGCUUGUGAAUGUAGAGAAAAAGCAGAUCUGUGGGGUAAGGGAGGCAGCUGAGGCAGGGUUGAUCGACCCCAACACCGCUGCUCGACUUUUGGAAGCACAGGUGGCGUCUGGGGGGAUCGUUGACCUACGCAGGGAUAAGAGAGUCUCUGUCACCCUAGCAGCAAACCUGGGACUGAUUGAGGAGGAUCAAAGAGAUGAGCUUAUGGCACUAGAGAAGGCAUUCAAAGGAAAGGAUAUGGAUUCAGCAACAGCCCUCACUAAAGCCAGUUUGCAGCUACAGAUGGAUGGUGUUAUUGACCCAGAGUCAAAGUCCCCAGUUCCUCUGGAGCAAGCUGUUCAGAAAGGGUUGAUUAGAUCUGAAGAGGCUUAUCAGGUGUUGGCAAGACAGGUGGCUGAGGGUGGUAUAAUACAUCAUGCUUCAGGGAUGAGGCUGUCAGUUCCUGAUGCUGUAGAUAGAGGACUAGUGGACAGGUCCAUUGCGCCUGGGCUGGAAGAACUUGAGUGGGUCUACCAAGGAAAAGUCAGCGCUUCUUCUCACCCAGAAGCUGUUGUUUUCCAGGCAUCAACCGGAGCCAUAGUAGACCCUGACUCUGGAUGUAAAUUGACAUUGACAGAGGCAGUUUCUAGAGGUCUUCUGGAUGAGAAUAUUGCCAGUGACGCAAUGGCUUCUUCUACUGUAACACGAGGACCGCUCGACCCAGAAACUGCACUCAUUGUGCCUUAUUCUGUUCUUGUAAAUAGGGGAAAGAUAGAUAUUGAAACAGGCAAACGCUUCUUGGAGGUAAAACCAUUCAGAGGUGUUCAGGAUGGUCAGACAAGAGACAUCUUAACUCUUCCUGAGGCAGUUGCAUCUAAGCAAGUUGACCCAGUUCCCGCAUUGAGGCUGCUUCAAAGCCAGGCAGACAGUGGAGGGAUCAUUGACAUCAGUACUGGGGAAAGGCUCCCCAUAUUGAAAGCCUGUGAAAGAGGUUUUGUUGAAGACAGCAUGGCCAGGGUUAUAGCCACCAACCAGUUUUUGAAAGGAGGCUUAGUUGAUCCGGCCACUGGACAACAGGUCUCUGGUCUGGAGGAUGCCAUUGCAAAAGAACUGAUCUCCAGGGACAUAGCUUCAGAGAUUCAGGAGAAAUUGGCUUCAGGGGAAAUGGAGGGGGAUAAAGGUAGCGCUACACCUGUUGCCUCAUCAAAUAGCACAUACAGCCCUGCUGUUACUAUGUCAGUGUCAAGUCCAGACAGUCCAGCAAACUUGUCAGACGUAAACUCUGAGGUGCUUUCAAGAUCUCCACUUUCAAAGAAAGGUUUAGGAAUUACACAGGACGAUGGAAAGACAUUGACAUCUGUCGUAUCAGAUCAGUCACUGUUCUAUGAACCGAAUACAGUAGAGGAAAAAAUUGAAGUGUCAGUGGAAGAAAAGGCUGCAAUUGAGCCCGACCAAUCUCUAGACCUCUUGUGUAAGUUUACUACUAAUGUUGAAAAAAGAAUCCAGGAAGCCAUAGAAGAGAUCGUACCACAGAAAAACAUUCGUAAAUCAGAGCCUCUUAUUAAGCAUGAGCCUAAUGAGAGAGUGCAAAUAGGUGCGAGUGAGACCCAAGAUAGACAAAAGGGGAACGUUUUCAGAGAUGGUGUUGGAGAAUCCAUUCAGGCACAGGUAUAUGAUAUUGACAAAGAUUCAAUAGGAGAGGUCAGAAAAGGAGUGGCUGAUUUAAAGUUGGAUGAGGAACCAGUGAAGGUUGGGGACAAGGACUGCAGACCCAGUGAUGAGAGCAUGUCAGUGGUUUAUCAUGAUUCUGAAGAUGGAAAUCAGACAGGUUUUGUGGCAGAAGAGUUUAAAGCUGAUGGAGAAAGAAAAGAUGGCAUUGAAAUGUCCAAAAUGAGUGAAGGGGAUUAUAGAAAGAGUGAUGUAGCAGCACAGAGAGAUGAUGUCAAAGACGAGAAGGGUAAAAGAGUGGAGAAAGAUAAACCUCUAAAGAUUGAUAUUAAAUCUAGCAACGACGCGGAGCAGGCAGACCAGUUAUUGACCUCGCAAGCCAAAGAGACGGAAAGCAAAAGCAAGAAGAAGAGGAAGAAUAAAAAGAACGGAAAGCACAAAGAAGCAGAGAGAGAAACACACUUUCCAGAGGUAAAGCAUCCAUCUCAAAUUGAUCAAACUGGUGCAAAUAUUGAAGGGCAGCCUGAGGCCAUUGAUGUAGUUAAAUCACAAGAAGAAUACAAGAAAUCACAGAUUCAGGGUCAGGCAGCCACAACAGGGCUUCCCAAAGGGGAAAGUGAACCAAAGAUUGACGGCAAAAUUGAGGCUCAAAAGGAUUUGGUAAAACAGGGACAGGACGCAGUUCCAGCCACUCUUGAAUUGACAAAGCAUACCAUUGAGCCAGAGAAAGAUGCAAUACAAAAUGCUUUAUUGAAGGAUACAGAAAAAGGUGAUAAGAGAGCAGAGAUGAAACUGGAGGAGCAGAAAGAGAAAGAUGAGGAGAAGGCUUCUGUCUCUCAGCAACUAGAACAACCAGAGAGCAGUCAGGAGGUAACGAAAAGCAAAGAGCAAGAGUUCCCUCAGAAAUCUGCUCUACCAAACAACGAGAAAGCAGCCCUGAUACUGAAAGCUAAAGAGAGCAUUCUUAAAAAGGUGUUUGAAAAAGGUGUGAGUGAGAAGCAGGCCGCUGAGGAGCUGCAGGCACUGCGAAAGGAGGUGGGGAAGAAGGAGAGUCAAGGCACGACUGUAAAGACACAAUCUCUGCCAGCUAAGGCCGAUGGAGUGGAGGGUCAUGAUGAUGGUGUCAAGGGACCCAAUGGUUCACCAAAAGAGAGAGAAGAAGAGAUGAGAGACAAAGAAGAGGAAAUUACAUUGAGAAGGGUCAAAGAAGAUGAGACUGAGAAGAAACUUUCUGUCAAGGACGACAUGGAGACCAAGGCUUCUUCAAAUGAGAAUGAAAAGAACAGGAGCUUUGAAAAGGAAGACCCUAAAACAGCUCCAUCAGUCCAGCCUAAAGAAACAGAGCAAAGUAAACGAAAAAAGAAGAACAAGAAGACUAAGAGUCCGAAAGUAACAGACAAAACCGAGCCUGAUACUGAGAAGUUACAGACAGAAAAAGUGGAUUCUGACGUGACAACAAAAACUACCACAAAAUCUGCAAUGGCCAAACCAGAUUCAGAUAACUUAACUUCCGCUAAGGAGAAGAAGAUAGACACACAGUCAGCCAGUGGUGUCAUAAGAUCUUCAGUUGGUGAUGGGGCAAAAGAAGCGGAGACCUUUGUGAUUAAUGUUAAAGGGGCUGAGACCGGCCAACAAAGUCUACCAUAUUUAAGUCAAUCAGAGGAACCCAAGUCUACCAUUGAGGAACUUGUGCAACUGGCAGCGGUCACAGCUGUUGGGAAAGAAGAAUCCCAUUCAAAAACCAGGAAUGCCACUGAAUCCAUUGCCUGGUCUCACAAGGCUGUCGCCUGCAAACCAGACAUCCAACCCACAGCUCAAUCAAUUGCUGCUGGCACACAACCAGAUAAAACGGGAGGGAAAGGUAAAAAGAAGAAAAAGCAUCAACCAAUUGAGGUUGAUAGCACAAAUGUUCCCGAAUCGAAAGACCAACAGCAACACCUCGAGUCUCCAGAAUCAGCGCCUUCACUCUCAGAAGACACUUCAACCGAGUCUGAAUCGCCUGGAGUCCCUGACUCUGAUACAGCCUCCGAGAGUUGGGGGGAGGGAGAUGACGAUGUCAAAGAGAGUCGAAAGUCUGUGUCAACCAAAGAGGGGAGGACACCCUCGACUGGCAAGUCUUCAUUGAUGCGCCAGGAGUGCUUGGAGCACGACCAACGAAUUGUGGCCCUGCAAUCCAUGGUCAGACACGUUGAGGUCCGACUCAAGCAGCAGCAACAGCAGUCUGUCGGUCGCAGCCUCAUCGCCUUGGAUGACAUCAUCAGACAGACUGAGACUCUGGACCUAGAAUUGCGUGACUUGGAGCCUGCGGUCAAUGGGGAAGUGGAGGCCGCUGAGGAACUGUUAAAGCCCCAACCCAGAGACGUUCCCCCGCAGCUCCUAUUGGCCCUGGAGAAGGACGGGCGGAGCUUGGCUCGGGGCUAUGAGGCAGCCAGAGCACUUUCUAAGGACAUUCUGCAAAGUCUACGGGACCAUAGAGACUCAUAUAAGGAGGCAGUAACAGCUGAGCAGAAGUCACUGGGAGGAAAAGUGGAGAGUCUGCUCUCUUGGUUGCGGGAGUCAGAGGCUCAGAUGAACGGAGGAAUGGCGGGGAUGGACAAAAUGGAGAAGGCAGAGAAAGAUGACCAUUGUGAUCAGCUCACACAGCAGCUGAAUCUCUGCAAGGAGCUCCAGUCCUCUCUGACGGCUCGCUCCGGUGAGGUCAACAACGCGGCCUUCGACAUCCAGGUGUUCAUCUCGGAGCGGGCCCAGGACCUGGCCCCCGAGCAGAGCCGGCGGCUCCUGGGGCAGCUCCAGCAGCUCCAGAGGGCCUUCCACCUGGCGUCCGGCCAAGCCCAGGCCUGGGCCGAUGCCCUCUCCGCCCAGAGAGCGAGGGAGGAGGAACGGCAGCGCAGGGAGAGAGUAAAAGAAGAGGAGAAGGACGGAGAAAGGCGGAGUGCAAGGGAGAGAGAGGUGGUUCAACAGCAGAAAGCCGAAUGCUCUCAGAAACUAGAAGGCCUCACCAUGUGGUUGGCAGGAGCUGCCAGCCUAUUGGCCAGUCAGAAAGGUGGAGCGGAGUCAUGUGACGUGAACGCCUUGCAGGAGAAGCAGAAAAGACUAAAGGAAGCACAGAAGGACCUCCAGACCAAAGAGGAAGGCAUCGCUGAGACAAUCCGCUCCGUAGAGGAGCUGCUGGCAGACCGGAGGGAGACUCUGAGCCCAGAGGAGCGGCAGAGCCUCCAGGGGGCGCUAACGAGAAUGAAGGAGCAGUACAGUGCCCUUAAAGAUUCAGCAAACACGUCGCUCUCAGAGCUGGACACAGCCAUCAGCACCACUGUACAGCAGAACACACAAAGGGCGAAGGCUGUGGAGGAUCUCCAGGAGACCCGAGGCCAGAUAGACUCUCUGCUGAACGAGUUGUCCUCCCUCGACCAACCAGGCGGGAGAGGAGCGGCCCAAGAUUCCACCGAUGCUCUGUUCUCACAGCCAGAGGGCGCUGUAAAGUCCCACACAGAGACGCUCCAGGCGGAGCUUCAGCAGCUCCAGUCUCAACAGGCCCAGCUGCUCCAGAUUGCACAGUCGACCCGCUCCCUUCUGGACCAGCCGGACUCCACUGUGCCUCCUGAAGAGAAGCAGCGUCUCCGGGCCGCCCUGGACCAGCUGCAGGCCCAGCACCAGGACCGGCUGCAGAGCUGCCAGGACCGUCUGAGGAAGUCUGAGGCUCUGAAGGAUGAGCUGACAAAGUUCCUCCAGGAACAUGGAAGUUUAGGCACCUGGCUGGAACAAAAUGAACAGGAGCUGCGUUCCCUGGGGGAAGGAGAAACCGAUGCACAGGGACUGAAGGGCAGACUGGAGGAGCACAGAAAGCUGGCUGAGGAUGUGAUUUGCCACAAGGCAGACCUUCGCUUUGUUUCCAUCUCGGGUCAGAAGGUCCUGGACUCUGUCCAAGGAGCUCUGGAGCAAGUUGGCGGUUCAGACCCGGCCCUGGACAGCACCAAGCAGCUGGUAACUGACAAGCUGCAGGAUGCUAACCACAGAUACACAACCCUACACACCAAGUCAUCAGAGUUGGGCGGCCGUCUGUCCGGCCUGUUGGAGCGGUACCAGCAGUACCAGGAUGAGGUCGUCUCCGUCCACUCUUGGCUGAGCACCCAGGAACAGAACCAAAGCAUAGCCAAGCCCGGCGGGGAGACGGACCCCCAGAACCUCCAGGACACACUACGACAAGUACAGCUGCUGCAGGACGAGCUGGCCGAGCGUUCGGUUCAGCUGGAGAAGGUGAAGAGAGCAGGAAGAGAUCUGGUCAGCACGGAAGAGUCUCCUUCCCUGAAAGCUGUUGACAUCCUUUGUGCGGCAGAUGGUUUAGAGAAGAGAUUUGGCUCCCUCUCUGCCUCCGUGUCAGAACGGGCCGAGCAGCUGCAGACGGCUGUGGCACAGUCCGUCAGUGUCCAGGAGGGCCUUAAGGGUCUGCUGAGCUGGCUGGACAAACUGGUUCUGAAUCCAGGACCAGUCGAAUCCACUUCUCAGGCUGUGCAGGACGCCCUGACCCAGAACCAGAAACUUCGCCAGGAGCUGCUGUCCAGGCAGGGCAGCGUGGAGGCAACACGAGAGUCCGUUUCCAAACUCCUCCAGAGCUCCGACGCCUCCACGGCCUCGGGCCUCCAGGGCGCUCUGGAUGAUCUGACUCAGCGCUAUGCCGCAGCACAGGCUAGCCAAGUCGAGAGUGAGGCCGACCUCAAAGGGCUGCUGCCCAGGCUCGAGGGCUACGAGCGGCUCGGGACCGACCUCCGGGCCUUCACCCAGAGCCGACUAAAGGUUCUGAGCCCGGCGGGCCAGCCGGACCGCAGCGUGGACGACUACAGGCAGACCAUUGAGGAGGUCAGGUCCGAGCUUGAGCAGGAAGCCAGCCAGCUGAAGUCCUUCUGCAGCCUCGGCACCGAGCUCAGCCAAUCGAAGGCUUUCAACAACACUCGAAGCUUAUUGGAUGACGUCAAAGGAGUGUCUGAUGAGUUCACCCAACUGGAAGCCAAUGUCAACAAAAGGUUUGCUGCGAUCCAGACCUGUGAGCAGCAGCUGCUCCAGUUCCGUGGCCUCUCCGGCUCCCUCUCCAGGUGGCUGCAGACAUCACAAGACCAGCUGCCGGCCAAAGAGGCCAACCUCAACACAGAGGGCCUGCAGAGGAGAGUCCAACAGCUCAAGGACUUGUUUAAUGACUGGGAGUCUCAGGGAUCAAGGGUUCAGGAGCUGAACAAGUCGGGCUCAGAGCUGGAGUCCCUAAUCAUUGACGUCACCGCUCCUCAGACCAAAACUGGUGCUCCUCACAUCAAUGGCUCAUCAGGUCCCAGCAGUGUCAAUGGCAUUCACACCUGUAAAGACCUAACGGAGCUCCAGGUCGCCGUGUCCGACGUGAAUGGUCGAUAUGAGACGCUGGGAGGGGAGCUGAAGGAGCGCCUCGGUCGCCAGAAUACCUCGCUGGAGCUGAGGCAGAAGGCCACGCAGGGCACCGACGAGCUCAAGAGCUGGCUGACAGACAGAGAGCACAGCCUGAAGCAGGGACAGACCGCCUCCCCCUCCAAACCUGAGGCGGUCCGCGCCCAGGCCCAGGAGAACAAGGCCCUGCUUUCAGAGCUGGCAGAGCACUCCGGAAGGGUGGAGGAGCUGAAGAGCACGCUGAGGAAGCUGAUUGCUGACAAUCCGGAUUCUCCGGAGGCAGACACCUGGAGACAGCAGCUGCAAGACAUCGACUCCCGCUGGCAGACGGCCAACCAGACGGCGGCCCAGAGGCAGACUGAGCUGGAGACGUGUGCCGACCGGCUGGGCAGCUUCGCCUCAGCAGCCAGUCAGCUGGGCCCGUGGCUGAGGGAGAAGGAGCUGAUGAUGAGCGUGCUCGGACCGCUGAGCAUCGACCCCAACAUGCUCAACACGCAGAAACAACAAGCACAGUUCAUGCUGCGAGAGUUCGAGACAAGGCGGCCACAGUUUGACCAGCUGACCCAGUCCGCCGAGGGGAUCCUCUCCCAGACCGGCGACUCCGCUCAGGACCCCAAGGACCUGGCUGAGGUCCGGUCCGAGCUGGGCUCCAUCACCCAGCAGUGGGAGGACCUUACAAACCGACUGACCCAGAGAACAAAUCACAUCGACCAGGCCCAAGGAACCAGCGGGCGGUAUCAGGCCUUGCUCCGAGAGCUCUCCUCCAGUGUUUCUACUCUGGCUGAGAGGCUGGACGGUCAGGCCUCGCUGAGCGCCCAACCCGAGGCUCUGAAACGCCGCCUGCAGGAAACCGGUGAGAUCCGCUCGGAGCUGGAGAGACGGCGCGCCGAGAUGGCCGAGGCCGAGCGGCUCUGCGAGGAGCUGAGCACCAUCGUGGCCGAACCCUACCUGAAGGAGGAGCUGAGUAAACGGCUGGAGAGUGUCAGCGGCCCGCUGAAGAACUUGGAAGAGCGCGCAGCCGACGGCCUGUCUCAGCUACAGGCAGCCCUGUCGUCCACCCAGCAGUUCCAGCAGAUGUUCGAGGAGCUGCGCUCCUGGCUCGACAAGCGGGCCGAUCCCAGAGAGUCCCCCAGCGACUCUCUGCCCUGUCGGCCGGACGCCGUCCGCUCCCUGCUUGCACAGACGGACGACCUCCAGCGUGCUAUUGCCAGCCAGCGGGGUUCCUACGAGCUUAUUCAGGGUGAGGGGGCGUCACUGCUCGCCUCCCUCCCUGCCGGCGGAGAUGAGCGGUCCGCCCUGCAAUCCCGCUUGGCUUCCCUGAAGCAGGACUGGGAGGGGCUGAACCAGAAGGUCUCGGAGCGGGAGAGCAGACUGAAGACCACACUGAGCAAAGCGGAAGCCUACCAGCAGCACAAGGACGAGCUGGUACCAUGGUUGGCGGAGUGCGACCAGAAAGACGGAGAGAUCCAGCCGUCACUGGACUCUUCUGCCCUGGAUGAAGCCCUGCAGAAGGCCCGGGGUCUGACACUGGACCUGGAAAGACGACGACCUCUUCUCGAGGCCUUCAAUACUUCAGCAGAUCAGCUGCUGGAACAAUGCUGCAUCGGGGAGGAGGAAGUACGAGAUGAGAAGGCCCAGCUGAACCGUAGGGUGGACGGACUGGGCGAGAGGCUCAACAACCGUACCUCCCAGCUGGAGGAGCUGGCCGGCCGCCUGAAGGAGUUUGAAGAGGGCCGGCAGGCUGCAGAGAGGAGACUGGAGGCUGCCAAGCACCAGAUCGAAGUCCAGGAGGCUCUGGGACCACAGGCAUGCAGUGCAAAGAGCCUGGAGCGACUGAGAAGUCAGCAGGAGAGCCUGAGGUCCCUGAAGCCUCAGGUGGUCUACCUCAGAGAUCUGGCCCAGGGGCUGGUACAGGACGCGCCCCAGACACUGGCAGGCAGCACCGAGGGGGCACAGAGGCUUCAGGAGCAGGCCAGAGACACGGAGAAGGAGUAUGAGGGAGUAACCGACAAGAUCGAGCAGUGCUGCUCCUCCCUGGAGUCCCGGCUGCAGGGCGUCGGUGAGGUUCAGUCCCAUGUCCGUGACGUCUUCUCCCGCAUCGCCGACCUCGAUGACGAGCUGGACUCCCUCAGCCCCGUCGGACGCGAUGCGGACUCCCUGGCCUCCCAGGCCGACGCCCUGAAGGGCUUCCUGACGCGACUGGCCGACCUCAGGGCGGAGCUGGACGGUCACACGACAGAAUGCACCACCAUGCUGCGGCGGGAAGGCUCCUCCCCCGACCUCCUGGCUCUCAGGAGGGAGUCGGAGGCUCUGAGUCGCCAGGCGGGCAAGCUGAGUGAACGCGGCCAGGCCAGGUUAGACCAGAUCGAGGAUGCAGCCGAGAGGGUCCGGGAGUUCUACAGGCUGGUGGGCGAGCUGCAAGGCCUGCUGGGAAGGGCCGAAGACGGGCUGAACGCACAGGGCAUAGUCGGCACCGAGGUGGAGAUGAUCAAACAGCAGCUGCAGGAGUUUAAGGCUGUGGAGAGAGAGCAGGUGGACAGCAUCCAGCCAAAGCUGCAGCACAUCAACGCAGUGGGUCAGGGUCUGAUCCAGAGCGCCGCCAAACACACAGAUACCCAGGCCCUGGAGCACGACCUGGAGACCACCAACCUCCAAUGGAACUCACUCAACAAGCGGGUGGCAGAGCGCAUCGCCCAGCUGCAGGAGGCCCUGUUGCAUUGUGGGAAAUUCCAGGAUGCACUGGAGCCUCUGCUGAGCUGGCUGAGCGACACGGAGGAGCUGGUGGCAAACCAGAAGCCCCCGUCAGCCGAGUACCGCGUGGUCAAGGCCCAGAUCCAAGAACAAAAGCUGCUCCAGAGGUUGCUAGAUGAUCGCCGGCCGACGGUGGAGAUGAUCCGCGCCGAGGGAGAGAGGAUCGCAGCCACGGCAGACACUACAGACCGCGAGAAGAUUCAGACCCAACUCCAGAGCCUGGCGGAGAGAUGGACCGACCUGCUGGACAAGGCCAGUGGCAGGCAGAGGCAGUUGGAGGAGCUGCAGGUUCUGGCCCUUCAGUUCCACGAAGCCCUGGAUCCGCUGGGAGAAUGGCUCAGUGCCACCGAGAGACGCCUGAGCUCCGCCGAGCCCAUGGGAACCCAGACGGCCAAGAUCAGCCAGCAGAUCACCAAGCACAAGGCGGUCCAAGAGGACGUGUCCUCGCGCCAAGCCGAGGUGGACCACCUCGAGUCCCUCAGCCAAUCGCUGACGCCGCUCAGCUGCGCAGCCGACCGUGAUUGGCUGAGUGAGCGAGUGGGGGCGUUGAGGUCGGGUCACUCGGAGCUCACCGAUUGGUGCUCCCGGCGGGCAGGCAUGCUGGAGCAGGCGCUGGCUAACGCCCAGCUGUUUGGGGAGGAUGAGGUAGAGGUGCUGAACUGGCUGGCGGAGGUGGCUCAGAGGCUGGGUCAGGUCUCCGUCCACAGCUACCAGCACCAGCUGCUGGCCGAGCAGCACAAACAUGCUCUGUCUCUGAAUGAAGAGAUUGUGAGCAGAAAGAAGACAGUGGACCAGGCCAUCAAGAAUGGACAAGCCUUACUCAAACAGACCACAGGCGAGGAGGUUCUGCUGAUCCAGGAGAAGCUGGACGGCAUCAAGUCCCGCUACGCCGAGAUGACGGCCGGCAGCAGCAAGGCCCUCCGCACCCUGGAGCAGGCCCUGCAGCUGGCCACGCGAUUCGCCAGCGCCCAUGACGACCUCAACCAGUGGCUGGACGGCGUGGAGGCAGAGCUCAGCAACGUGGAGCCCGACGCCGCGCCCGCCUACCAGGACAGACAGAAGGAGCUGAAGAAAGUUUCGGCGGAGAAGCGGCUGGUGUUGGACACGGUGAACGAGGUGGGCAGCGCCCUGCUGGAUCUGGUGCCAUGGCGAGCACGUGAGGGCCUGGACCGCCUGGUCGCUGAUGCCAACCAGCGCUACCGCCAGUCCAACGAAACCAUUACUCAGCGGGUGCAGCUGGUCCAAGCUGCCAUCCAGAGGUCACAACAGUACGAGGAGGCAGUGGAUGCAGAGCUGGCCUGGGUCGGAGAGACGGAGCGCAAGUUGGCGUCUCUGGGGCCGCUGAGCCUGGAGCCGGACGUGACGGUGGCCCAGAUGCAAGUGCAGAGGGCCUUCAACAUCGACAUCAUCCGACACAAAGACACCGUGGAUCAGCUGCUCGGCACCAGAGACGACAUCCUGGAGACGUGCAGCGACGCCCAGAAGGACGCACUAAUAGUGAAGACAGAUUCUCUCAGCACUCGUUACGACGCGGUGAGCCAAAGCCACAGCGAACGGUUCUCAGCUCUGGAGCAGGCCCAGGUUUUGGUUGCACGGUUCUGGGAGACCUACGAGGAACUGGAGCCGUGGCUGGGCGAGACCGAAACCCUUAUCACCCAGCUGCCACCACCGGCCAUCGACACGGACGCUCUCCGCCUGCAACAGGACCAGAUGAGGCUGCUCAGGGAGUCCAUCGCAGAGCACAAGCCCCACAUCGACAAGCUGCUGAAGAUCGGGCCCCAGCUGGCCAAGCUCAGCCUCCAGGAGGGGGCGACGGUGACGCAGCGCUACACGGAGGCAGAGAGGCGCUACCUGGCCAUCAAAGAGGGGGUCAAAGGUCGUGCAACAACCUUAGACGAGGCCGUGUCCCAGUCUGCACAGUUCCACGACAAGAUGGACCCCCUGCUGGAGACCCUGGAGGGGGCGGUCCAGCGGCUGCGGCAGCCUCCCCCCGUGGCGGCGGAGGUGGAGAAGAUCAGGGAGCAGCUGGCGGACCACCGAGCACAGGGCCUGGAGCUGGACAAACUGCUGCCGAGCUUCUCCGCCCUCUGUGCCCGCGGCGAGGAGCUCAUCGGGCGAGCCGCUCACGACGAUCCAGCCGCUCAGGCCGUUCGGACCCGCCUCCUGCGCCUUCGCUCCCUGUGGGACGAGAUCCGGCAGCGGGCCGAGGAGCGUGAGGGGAAGCUCAACGACGUCCUGGACCUGGCCGGGAAGUUCUGGGCCGACGUGGCGGCGCUGCUGAGCACGCUCCGGGACUCCCAGGACAUCGUGAAAGAGCUGGAGGACCCCGGCGUGGACCCCUCGCUCAUCAAACAACAGAUUGAGGCUGCUGAGGCCAUUAAGGCCGAGACGGAUGGCCUGAGGGAGGAGCUGGAGUUUGUCAGGACCCUCGGAGCCGACCUCAUCUUUGCUUGUGGAGAAACAGAGAAACCUGAAGUCAAGAAGACCAUCGAUGAGAUGAACGGUGCCUGGGACGGCCUGAACCGGACGUGGAGAGAGAGGAUGGAGAGGCUGGAGGAGGCCAUGACGGCGUCCGUGCAAUAUCAGGACGCACUGCAGUCUAUGUUUGACUACCUGGACAACGCAGUGAUCAAGCUUUGCGAAAUGUCGACUGUGGGAACUGAUCUGGGAACUGUCAAACAGCAGAUUGAAGAGCUCAAGCAGUACAAGGUGGAGGUCUACCAGCAGCAGAUCGACAUGGAGAAGCUGUGCCACCAGGGGGAGCUGCUGUUGAAGAAGGUGUCGGACCAGACGGACAGGGACAUGAUCCAGGAGCCACUGAUCGAGCUCCGACACCUCUGGGAAAACCUGGGGGAAAAAAUCACCCACAGACAGCACAAGCUUGAGGGCGCCCUGCUGGCCCUGGGUCAGUUCCAGCAUGCCCUGUCUGAGCUGCAGGCCUGGCUCAACCACACACACGCCACUCUGGACACACAGCGACCAAUCAGCUCCGACCCCAAGGCCAUCGAAAUAGAGCUGGCUAAACACCACGUUUUGCGUAACGACGUCCUGUCCCAUCACGCCACAGUGGAGAACGUGAACGGCGCGGGCGCCGAGCUGCUGGAGUCGUCUCCCGGUGACGAGGCCAGCCACCUGAGGGACCAGCUGGACCAUCUGAACCAGGGCUGGGAAAGCCUACUGCUCAAGACCCAGGAGCGGCAGAAGCUACUGGAGGCCGCCCUGCAUCAGGCUGAAGGUUUCCAUGGCGAGUUGGAGGAGUUCCUCCAGUGGCUGCGGAGGACAGACAGCCAGCUGUCCGCUGCCAAGCCGACAGGCGGUCUCCCUGAAACGGCCAGGGAGCAGCUACAGCAACACCUGGAGCUUCAGGCCCAGCUGUCUCAGCGAGCGGACCAGUACCACCGUCUGCUGGAUCAGGGAGAGUCCAUGCUGCUGGCUCGCGGAGGAGAAGAAGCAGGACCCGGUACCACACAGACCCAGCAGAACCUGGCCAUGCUGCAGAACAAGUGGGCCAGCUUCAACACCAAGAUGGACGACCGCAGGGCAAAGCUGGAAGAGGCUGUCUCCUUGGCAACAGGUUUCCAGACCUCUCUGCAGGACACCAUCAACUGGCUGACCCAGGCUGAGCAGACCCUGAACAUGGCCCAGCCCCCCAGCCUCAUACUGGACACUGUCCUCUUCCAGAUCGAUGAGCACAAGGUAUUUGUGAACGAGGUGAACACCCACAGGGAGCAGGUCCUGGCUCUGGAGAAGGCCGGCUCUCAGCUGCGCUUUGCCAGCAUGAAGCAGGACGUCGUUCUCAUCAAGAACCUGCUGCUCAGCGUCCAGGCCCGCUGGGACAAGCUGGUCCAGAGGUCACUGGACCGUGGGCGACACCUCGAUGAGGCCCGCAAACGCGCCAAACAGUUCCACGAGGCGUGGAGGAAGCUGACAGACUGGCUAGAAGAAGCCGAGACAAGACUGGACUCAGAGCUGGAGAUCUCCAACGAGCCGGACAAGAUCAAAGUACAACUGGCCAAACACAAGGAGUUCCAGAAAGCCUUAGGGUCGAAGCAGCCGGUUUACGACACAACAGUGAGGUCUGGGAGGGCCAUGAGGGACAAGGCUCAGCUGCCGGCAGACACCCAGAAGAUGGAACACCUGGUGGGUGAGGUCCGCGACAAGUGGGACACCGUGUGUGGCAAGAGCGUGGAGAGGCAACACAAGCUAGAGGAGGCUCUGCUGUUCUCAGGCCAGUUUGCAGAGGCUCUCCAGGCCCUGGUGGACUGGUUGUACCGGGUAGAGCCCCAGCUGGCCGAAGACCUGCCCGUCCACGGAGAUCUGGAUCUGGUGUCCAACCUCAUGGACUCCCAUAAGGCUUUCCAAAAAGAGAUGGGUAAGAGAACCAGCAGCGUUCAAGCUCUGAAACGUUCGGCUCGGGAGCUGAUGGAUACCGGCCGCGAUGACACGGCGUGGGUCAAAGUCCAGGUUCAGGAGCUCAGCAACCGCUGGGACACGGUUUGCGCGCUGUCGGUCACCAAGCAAACCCGCCUUCAGCAGGCCCUCAAACAGGCGGAGGAGUUUCGCACGGCGAUACAGGUCCUUCUGGAGUGGCUCUCCGAGGCAGAGCAAACGCUCCGUUUCCGCGGCGUCCUCCCCGAAGAGGCCGAAACUCUGCAGGCGCUGCUGCACACACAUCGCGACUUCAUGGGCACCGUGGAGGAGAAGAGGACAGAUGUCAACAAGGCUGCCGGCAUGGGAGAGGGCAUCCUGACCGUUUGUCACCCUGACUCCAUCACCACCAUCAAACACUGGAUCACCAUCAUUAGGGCACGCUUCGAGGAGGUGCUGACGUGGGCCAAACAGCACGAGCAGCGGCUGGAGACGGCUCUGACCGAGGUGCUCAACAAUGCCAACCUGCUGGAGGAGCUGCUGUCAUGGCUCCAGUUUGCUGAGACCACAUUGGUCCAGAAGGACACGGAGCCGCUUCCUCAGGACAUCCCACAACUCAAAACACUCAUCACAGAACACCAGAUGUUUAUGGAGGAGAUGACGAGGAAGCAGCCAGAUGUUGACAAAGUGACCAAGACCUACAAGAGGAAACCAUCUGAGCCUCCCAGCAGCCUGGCUGAGAGGAGAGGAGCCCGCAAACAGCAGCAGCAACAGCAGCAGCAGCAGCAGCAGCAGGCAGCCAUGCAGCUCUCGGGAGGAAACCCCAGACUCAACCAGCUCUGUGCCAGGUGGCAGCAGGUUUGGCUGCUGGCUCUCGACCGCCAGCGCAAACUCAACGACGGCCUGGACCGACUGGAAGAGCUCAAAGAGUUUGCCAACUUUGACUUCGAUGUGUGGAGGAAGAAGUACAUGCGCUGGAUGAACCAUAAGAAGUCUCGUGUCAUGGACUUCUUCAGACGCAUCGACAAGGACCAGGAUGGAAAGAUCACGCGUCAGGAGUUCAUCGACGGCAUCCUGGCAUCAAAAUUCCCCACCAGUAAGCUGGAGAUGACAGCAGUGGCAGACAUCUUUGACAGAGACGGAGACGGUUACAUCGACUACUACGAGUUUGUUGCUGCUCUGCACCCAAACAAGGACGCCUACAGACCCACCACCGACGCUGACAAGAUAGAAGAUGAGGUGACUCGGCAGGUGGCCCAGUGUAAAUGUGCCAAGAGGUUCCAAGUGGAGCAGAUAGGAGAGAACAAAUACCGGUUCUUCCUCGGAAACCAGUUCGGUGACUCUCAGCAGCUGCGUCUGGUGAGGAUUCUGCGCAGCACUGUGAUGGUGAGAGUUGGAGGCGGUUGGAUGGCUCUGGAUGAGUUCCUGGUCAAAAAUGAUCCAUGCAGAGUGCAACAUCCAGGACUUAAGAUUCUCCGCUCCGAUUCCAGUAGCUCCAUCUCAUCUCGUAUAGCUCGCGGUCGCACCAACCUGGAGCUCAGGGAGAAGUUCAUCCUCCCUGAAGGAGCGUCUCAGGGCCUGGCCGCCUUCCGCUCCCGAGGCCGACGCUCCAAACCGGGCUCCCGCAACGCCUCGCCCACCCGCUCCUCCUCCUCUGCCUCCCACAGCGGAGCCUCCCUCCCCUCCGCUCCCUCCACACCUGCCACGCCGACGGCCUCCGCAUCGUCCAGGUCCUCCCAUACUUACUCGCGUGACUAUGCCAAGCCCUGGCUGGCUCACAGUAAAACUCCAACGCCAACCAAGUGCCAGUGCUGCCCAGAUCUCGGUCACGGCCACACCACUCCUGGGCACGAGGGGGCGACGUCGGGGUCCAAACUGAAGAGGCCAACGUUCCACUCGAGCCGAGGCUCGCUUACCGGAGAGAACGGAGGAACAACGCACUCCAGCAAACCGACACGAACCGAUCCGAAGCGAGGGCGUCCACAGCCAGUGGCCCGGCCAGCCGAGCCGGCAGCCGGGCGGGCAGCAGAGCCAGCAGUCGCCGUGGCAGCGACGCCUCGGACGCAUCAGAGCUCCAAGACGCUCGCUCCGUCUGCUCCGACGCCUCGGACACCCCGCGACGACCCGGGGCCAAACCCUCCAAGAUUCCCACCAUCUCCAAAAAGGCCCCCAGUCCGAAGGGCCCCAGCCCGAAGGGCCCGGGGUCGGCGAAGAAAUAACUCCAGUCUCUGAGAAACUGGAGCAGAACCGUUACCCGUCCAUUUACAGAGGGUUGACUGCUAACAUAGGCCACUUUCAGUCUGAGAUCCAUCCACAGGGCUAGUGUAGAGUUUGUGCACUAUGACUGACAUUUUCCAGGGGAAAGAAGGAGAUGGAUAGGAUGAGUGAAUCUCCUUCUCACUCUUUUCCCUGGUCUCAUAAACGGACUGAGAACCUGCACAAGGGGAGCAGAAUCGAGGUCUGGCAGUCCGGGCCAGAAUCCGUGGAGCCGAACUGGACUUUUCCCCUUUAAGAGACCGACCCCAUUUUGCCUUCCAGUCUCCUGCUUCAUCUUUCAAAAGUUCCCCACCAGUGUGGAACCGAACAACAAACUGACUUGACGUGAUGCUGCCUUACUCAAAUGCUUCUGUCCGGAUCGGACAGAGCAACUGCUUUAUACCACACUGACACACAGACACACACAGGGAGUGGGACACACCACCACUACCACGGCUACGAAAACAAAAAAACAACAUUCAAGAAAAAAAAAAAAAAAGAAGAAACAAUUGCGGGUCAUUAUUUUGGCCUGUGGGCUAGAUGCCUCUGCGAUGAGUUACAAAGAAAAUAUGCAAUGGCCGCCGUCUCGCUUCCUCCAGACUGGUCGGAGAGAAAAAUGGUCACCUCAGCAGAUCUGCACAAAGCAGCCCCCACGUGUGAAGAGCUCAGGAGGCGGGAAACGAAGUCCGACAAACACACACACAAACACACUCGCACACCAGCUAACCUCAGACUCAGAGGGUCGUUUGUGGUGACUGCGGAGGUGGUGGUGCUGCUGCAGCUGAGGGCAAACACUCACACACUCAAACACCGCAGAGCAGACUCCUCCCGACCACCGGAACGUCAGGAUCAGCCUUGUGUGUGCAUUUCAGCAAAGGGCGGUGUGGUUUUGUCGUAACAAUCCAACACACAGAAAAUCACAAACUGGCAGUAGAGAGGACUGUCUUUCUGGUGACACACCCGACUUACAGCACAUUACUGACAAUAUACCACAUGUGAAACCUAACCCGAUGUUCGACAACCAGCAUGCACUAAUUGUCUCUUCCUCUGCAGAUCCACCUUAAUGUCUAUGCUGCGUUGCCCUUAGCAACCCAGCAGCACACACACACUCUCAAACACACACACGUGGUGUGUAUUAUGUGUGUGAUUGUUACAGGAAAUGAUAGAGGUCGUUGACUUGAGUCACUGUAUGCAAAAAAAUUAAUUUGCGAAUGUCAUUUUUGUUUUUCUUCUUGUUGUUUUCUGGUUAAUUUAUAAUCCAGUUGUACUUUUGUUAUUUAGCUUGAAAGAAAAAUCUAUUUAUUUUUCAGUGUCAUGUCAUAUCACCUUUCGCAGAGAGUGAUUUAGUAUUAUGGUUAAAGAAAUUGAGUUUUUUUGUACCAAGGAAAAAUGUCCGCUCGGCUCUUUAACAUUACUUGUGUGUGUUUCUACUUCAUUGUAACUUUACAUUAUUCACUAGGUCGCUGAUUCUGGUGGCAGCCUUGUUUGUUCAUUUUUAUUUUUUUCCUUUUCCUUUUUUUUUUGCUAAUGACUUCAAUUCCCAGAUCAUGACCAAAGGGGUUUGCCCUUCAUGUGUAGAGAGAACUACAACUAUGAAUGACAGGGAAACCUGGACGGAGCGGACCAAUGAGAGCAGGUUUCCUCCCUCAUGUCCCUCCCCAGUGUUUCUUCCUCUAGGCUUUCCUUUUUCUUCAAAUGACUGUCAGUGAAGGGACCGAGUUGUCUCUGUGUUAUCUCAGUGUAAGAGAUGAAGUCUAUGAAAAACGAAUGAAAUUACAGUAAGAAAGAAUACAUCUUAAGGUGAUUUUUAUUUAUUUAUUGUCUCUGAGGGGAGGGGGGUUCGGGGUGCAGGGGACGAGUCCUCCACCUUUUGAUGCUGUGCUACUCUGUGUGAUGACGAACAUGGAGGGAGGGAGGGGUGUUACUAGGAGUCAAUGGUGUAAAAGUAAAACAAAAAACUAAAAUUAUAAACAUUUUUUGUUCUGUUUUUGUAUUAAAAAAAUAUGCUUGCAGUAAAACCCUCUUGUUUUUGAUUUUUUUAAUAGCCCAAUGGUCUCUGCAAAUAUGGAAACAUCUGUCUGUGUGUGGGACGUUGAAUGCUGUAUGUAAAUGUUGGUAAUACAAGAGCUGAAAUGGUCAGCUAUUUUGAUAAUUGAUUCAUUGUUGAAGUAAUUUAA
Molecule: messenger RNA, 26272 nt
Organism: Anoplopoma fimbria (sablefish)
Lineage: Eukaryota; Metazoa; Chordata; Actinopteri; Perciformes; Anoplopomatidae
Gene: macf1a
Product: microtubule actin crosslinking factor 1a
Exons: 106
Coding region: 783-24071 (7762 amino acids)
Biological process (GO): regulation of microtubule-based process; wound healing; regulation of focal adhesion assembly
Cellular component (GO): intermediate filament; actin cytoskeleton; membrane
Molecular function (GO): calcium ion binding; cadherin binding; microtubule binding
Source: RefSeq, a predicted model, not a curated record